AUUCCUUUACUCAUUGUGCCAAAAUGCCCCCCAAAAAGACUCUGAAAUCAGUGAUCUCGAAAAAAACCUCGGCUAGUAAGCCGAUUCUACCCAAAGACAAAGGCUCCUCUAAGAAUGAUACUUCCAAAGUUUCCGAGAUUGAUGAUAUUUUCAGCACGGGAGCAAAAUCCUCUGGGUUGACACAGCCCUUAAAGAACAAAAAAGUAGAACAAAAACCCUCGAAAGAUUCAAACAAAGGACCGACAAAAGAACCAGCAUAUACUACAGAUGGAAAGAAGAAAGGAAAGAAGCAGGAUACACCGAUAACUCAAAAUACUGAAGAGGAAGAAGAAUAUGGAGAGGAUACUGUCCCUAUGGCCGAAUCAUUGGAUGAUAGUCCAGAUGAGGAAGAUGUGGAUGUAGAGGAGCUAAUGUUUAAUGAGGAAGAACGCAAUGAAACAGAGGAGGCAGCUAUCGCCAAGUUGAUGGAUAAGAAGAAGAAGAAAGCACAGCAAAACAAGGAUCAAAAUGGAAAUGCAAGUACACGAACGGGGAUGGUGGUGUCAACGAAGCCUAAGAGUGGUGCAAAGGUGGUAGAGGCUGUGGUUUUUAACGAACGACCUGCAGCAGCGGCAGCAGCAGCAGCAGCAGCAAAGACUCAAAAAAUGAAGCGUAUGCGAGACGAACCAGACAGUGAUGAUGAGCUUGAGAAGAAGGCAAAGCGUAGGACAGAUGAUGGUUUACGAUUGUUUGAUAUCCAUGAUCUGAAUAUUGGGAAGGGUGGUGGAACAGACAAGUGCCCAUUUGAUUGUGAAUGCUGCUUUUAGAUUGAAUACAAACAUAAACACAUUAAGCUAAUUGUGUACUUUUUUGGGUCUGUGCUGAAAUUUUUUGCGCGUGAAUUUCGCCAAGAUUGCUCUCGUGCGUGUCAGAGCAAGCCAAGAACAGAACACCUUGGCCCGAAAAUAACGCCACGUCACAUCCAUGGAGAAUAAAAG
This is a messenger RNA of Lobosporangium transversale, 977 nucleotides long. RefSeq lists its product as hypothetical. NCBI's taxonomy places the organism in Eukaryota, Fungi, Mortierellomycota, Mortierellomycetes, Mortierellales, Mortierellaceae. Bases 24 to 806 code for a protein of 260 amino acids. The transcript is spliced from 2 exons. The record is from RefSeq and is a predicted model, not a curated record.